UCUGUCCCAGAUCAGGACCAGGCGAGUUUUUCGGACGACUCUGUGGAAGAGGAUUUCUGACACAGCGGGGAUAUGAAGGUACCGCGGCCGAGGCUGGAGAACAUACAGCAGACGUUCGUGGGAACGCUUAACGCGAACGUGUAGAGGAGUCUGAUUUUAUUUCAGACUGAUACCGAACACAUUCUAGGCGCGGAACGAAACACGUUUGAGGUUCCGAUCUUGCACGCGCGCGCGGAGUUCUGCAGGAUCCGUGGAGAGACUGAGCGCCUUUCGUCCCAGUUCAGCAGCGCCGGUUCGGCGGGACGGGCUGGAGCCUGUGCGCUCAGAGAGGGAGAGAGAGAGUGCGUAAAAAUAACACUGGCUAAGACGCGCUCCAUUCCGCGGGUGCGCUGACAUUUCAAACGCCAGUUUGGGUGGCAACCCGCAACAAAACCCGAGCAGGCUGUGGAAACGGUGCCAUCCCAUCCUGUCCUGUUGCCAUGGUGACCCCGCCGAAAGUCCGAUGAGGAUACGAUUUUGAAGCGCACUUGGCAAGCCUCACCUGAGCGAGUAUCCCUGAUAAACAGCUCAUGUCCCAAGUCAUUCCGGGCCACGCGGCCGUCUAUUAAAAGAUCUCGCUCGUGCUGUCGCUCGGACUAUUUAUGCGCGGGUGUGUGAGGGCGCAGUGAGGGCCAACUCCACUCCGUAGACAGACAGAAGACGAGUAAUGGGCAGCAUCACCCGCGCGCUGCCGCUGCUGCUGUUGCUCCUGUGCGCGCACGGCGCCGCGGCCCAGCACUACUUGCGCCUGAGGCCCUCGCCCAGCGAGCAUCUGCCCGUCCCGGACCUCAGGGAGGACCCCGACCCGGAGCACGACCCACGCGAGCAGGACCUCUCGGAGAAGACGCUGCGCAAGAAGCUGGGCAGCCACUUCGACUCCAACUUCAUGUCCAUCCACCUGCCCACGCAGCUGAACGCCAGCGCGCCGCCGGACCUGCCGCGCCUGCCCAUGCCCGCCGACCUCAAGAAGCUCAACCUGACGGAGACGCCGUACGGCAGGCGCGUCAAGGUGGGCAAGAAGGCGCGGCGGAAGUUCCUGCAGUGGCUGUGGAUGUACACGCACUGCCCGGUGCUGUACACUUGGAAGGACCUGGGCGCGCGCUUCUGGCCGCGCUACAUCAAGGAGGGGAACUGCUUCAGCGAGCGCUCGUGCUCCUUCCCCGAGGGCAUGUCCUGCAAGCCGGUCAAGUCGGUGACCAAGACCUUCCUGCGGUGGUACUGCCAAGGCUUCCUGCGGCAGAAGUACUGCACGUGGAUACCGGUGCAGUACCCUAUCAUCUCCGAGUGCAAAUGCUCCUGCUGA
This is a messenger RNA of Sinocyclocheilus rhinocerous, 1342 nucleotides long. It is a transcript of the gene nog2, whose product is annotated as noggin 2. Lineage: Eukaryota; Metazoa; Chordata; Actinopteri; Cypriniformes; Cyprinidae. The record is from RefSeq and is a predicted model, not a curated record. Gene Ontology annotation, biological process: osteoblast differentiation; negative regulation of cell differentiation; dorsal/ventral pattern formation. The coding region runs from base 707 to 1342 and encodes 211 amino acids. The transcript has a single exon.